GGCAUGAGAGCGAGAUGAGGAGGAGGAGAGGACCGAGAGAGAGGGCACCUUCCUCUCCUGUCGACUCUUAUCAUCUGCUGUGAUUUAACGGUGGACCAGUAGUCCGGGAUAUUUAGUUUGUUGACUGUGUUCGUCGCCGCUCGGCUGUGAGGAGAGAACGGUUCGCUUGUUCGCCGCUUCACCGAGGCUACAUGGGCAGCUAACCGCCGUUAGCAUCGUUAGCUUCCCGGCGAAGUGAAGGAGCCGAGUAUCAGGGGGGAUGGAAAGAGUUCUGUCCGAAAGCUUUUUGUAGAAGAAACGACGACCAACCCGACUCAACCCGUCCACAUUUAUUCCUCUCCUUGUUUCACCGACAGAUCCUGGAAGAAUGACGGUUGUGGGUGUUGCUGUAAUCCCCACCAUGGUGCAGAAGUACCAGUCACCCGUGCGGGUGUACAAGCACCCCUUUGAGCUGGUGAUGGCGGCUUACGAGCGCCGCUUCCCCACCUGUCACCUCAUUCCCAUGUUCGUGGCAAGUGACGUGGUGGAUGAGGAGACCAGCGAUGACGGUUCCACCCACAAGGUUGAGCGGCGGUGCGCCCUCGACGUGGACGCCCCGCGCCUUCUCAAAAGGAUCGCAGGCGUAGAUUACGUCUACUUCAUCCAGAAGAACACGCUGAACCGAAAGGAGAGGACCCUGCACAUCGAGUCCCACAAUGAGACCUUCUCCAACAGGGUCAUCAUUCACGAGACCUGCUGCUAUUCGGUCCACCCGGACAAUGAGGACUGGACGUGUUUUGAGCAGACUGCCAGUCUGGACAUCAAGUCCUUCUUCGGCUUCGAAAGCACCGUGGAAAAGAUCGCUAUGAAACAGUAUGCCGGCAGUAUCAAGAAGGGGAAGGAAAUCAUAGAGUACUACCUGAAGGAGCUGGAAGACGAGGGCAUCACUCAUGUGCCCCGCUGGAGUCCUUCCUCCAGCUCCCUGCCUCUCGCCAGGCCGACCAGCCUCUCCACCAGCCCAGCCGUCCUCCCCAAACUUGCAGUCACACCAGCUGUUUCCGUCCCGCUGACCACUGAUGCCAAGGACGGCACCUCGCAGGAUGCUAAGCAGGACGGUAGCGCACUUCAGGCGGACAGCCUGACGGAGAUCCAGGCAGGCACACCUGAAGACAAACUGGAUGCAGACUAUAUCAAACGUUACCUGGGAGACUUGACCCCGCUUCAGGAAAGCUGUCUGAUCAGACUUCGCAAAUGGCUUCAAGAAACGCACAAGGGAAAGAUCCCUAAAGACGAGCACAUCCUGCGUUUCUUGCGGGCCAGAGACUUCAACAUGGACAAGGCACGAGAGAUCUUGUGCCAGUCUCUGACCUGGAGGAAGCAGCACCAGGUGGACUACCUGCUGGAGACCUGGAGCUCUCCACAGGUCCUUCAGGACUUCUACACUGGUGGCUGGCACCAUCACGACAGAGACGGCCGUCCAUUGUACAUCCUGAGGCUGGGCCAGAUGGACACCAAAGGACUGGUGCGCGCACUCGGAGAGGAGUCUCUGCUCAGACAUGUGCUGUCCAUCAAUGAAGAGGGUCUGAGACGCUGUGAGGAGAACACCAAGGUGUUUGGUCGACCCAUCAGCUGUUGGACGUGUCUGGUCGACCUGGAGGGGCUGAACAUGCGUCACCUGUGGCGGCCGGGAGUCAAGGCGCUGCUGAGGAUCAUCGAAGUCGUGGAGGCCAAUUACCCUGAGACUCUGGGACGGCUGCUUAUCUUAAGAGCUCCAAGAGUCUUCCCUGUUCUUUGGACACUGGUCAGUCCUUUCAUUGAUGAGAACACCCGCAAGAAGUUCUUGAUCUAUGCAGGCAAUGACUACCAGGGUCCUGGAGGUCUUGUGGACUACAUAGACAAGGAGAUCAUCCCAGACUUCCUUGGAGGAGAGUGCAUGUGCGAGGUACCCGAGGGCGGCCUGGUUCCCAAGUCGAUGUACCGCACGGCCGAGGAGCUGGAGAACGAGGACGUCCGCCUGUGGACCGAGACGAUUUACCAAAGCGCCAGCAUCUUCAAGGGAGCUCCACACGAGCUCCUGAUUGAGAUCAUCGACGCCUCCUCUGUCAUCACCUGGGACUUUGACGUGUGCAAAGGCGAUAUCGUUUUCAACAUCUACCACUCGAAGCGGGCCCCGCAGCAGCCGCGCAAGGAUCCCCUGGGAGCCCACGGCAUCUCCUCCCCGGGAGGCAACAACGUCCAGCUCAUCGACAAGUCCUGGACGCUGGGGCAGGAUUACAGCAUGGUGGAGUCGCCGCUCACCUGCAAGGAGGGCGAAAGCGUCCAGGGCUCCCAUAUCACACGCUGGCCUGGUUUCUACAUCCUCCAGUGGAGGUUCCACAACAUGCCGGCCUGCUCUGCUACCAACCUGCCCCGGGUGGACGACGUGCUGGCCACCCUGCAGGUCUCCUCCCACAAGUGUAAAGUCAUGUACUACACCGAGGUGUUGGGCUCCGAGGACUUCAGAACGGCUUGCUGUGAUGUGCAGAGUUUGGGUUCGAUGACCAGCCUGGAGUCGAGCCACAGCGGCUUCUCUCAGCUCAGCGCCGCCACCACCUCCUCCAACCAGUCCCAGUCCAGCUCCAUGAUCUCCAGGUAGAAACCUGGGAGAGGACGACGCCGAUCCACAAAUCCCAAUCCCCACUUCCACUGCCCCAACCGAACACCCAGGCCAAACUCUUCCCCCACCUCCUCCGUGUCAUCUUUGAACUCUGUUACUAUUGCACAGCCAGUCUCCUUGGGACUGAUGCAUGCUUGCACAAACAGAAGACAAAGAGUUAAACAAAAACAAAAAAAAAACAAUUCUAAGGCAAAAAGAAAAAAAGAAAAAAAAAGUAGAAUUUAAAGGGCUGAUACUUUGCACAAAGGUCGUAUAUUUUUCAGGCUCGGCGUUUGCGCCGGGCGGGAGUUUGAGUCAGACCAUUAGCAGAAUGUUUGUUUGCGUGGCGUCUCAUCAUGCAGGGCGGGAGGGUUAAAGGUCCGGAAGCCGAAAGAAGCAAUAUUCUCACUCUGAGGAGCUACGGGACCGGGCGAAAGCACUGGAGUUGCUGUUACAUAUAUGCAUUUACAUACUCCCUGACACACGGUCGUGAGGCGACGGGUUCCUCGUUUCACUGGUGUCAGCAGACGAGACUGGAUGUGCUGUUACACACAAACACCGCAAGCACAUGGAUUUUGCGUGCGAACGCGCAAAAAAUCGACAGUGUUUGUCAGGUUACUGGAUGGGUUCGUUUGUUUAUAGGUCAAGCGCGGUGCGGGGGUGGGCGGGGGUAAAAACGUAUGUUAGCUAGAUCUGGGUUGAAUAUGAUCUACAGAUAAUAUAUUUUUUGAAACUGCCUGGAGCUUAUCGAAUCAUGAAAGUAGAGAUAAUGUCGGCAAAACCUGAAGGAGAAACGUUCACUCCUUCUGAGCUUCUCUUGACAUUCACUGCACACUCUCGCGCGACGAACCCCCACCCGUCGUCGACCCCCCCGCGAGGGCCUCAUCGCGCCUCGAAGAGCGUUCGAAUUAUUCAACCCAGGUCUGAGUCUUGGGGGACGUAAUCCACCAGAAGCAAUAACACGAGUUCGACUUUCUACUGUGUGAAAUAUUUCUAUUUAUCACUGAGGUGUAUGUAGAGGGUCGUAGGUGCUGAUAGGGUUUUUUUUUUUUUUUUUUCUUGUAUGUAAGUUGUGCACAGGCAGAUGGGCAAACUGAGCCAGUAAACAACGAGAAUCCACCAGGAGAGCAGCAAAAAAAAAACUAACAAAAAAAAAAAAAAAAUUCUCCUGGGUUUUUAUCUUCGUACAAUGAAAAAUUCAAUAAUCACGACAGAGAAUGACCUCACGGUUGGUUUGCUUUCUGUCCGCACAAAUCCAAAUCAGCAGCAACACGCCUUGUCAGUGAUCGGCGAAUGUGCUACUGAUGGGCCGGUGAGAUGCUCGAUGUUGGAGCGUUGCGACGUGAUUGGACCUAGCUGCCAUCGUCUUCUUUUUUGUUUGUUUGUGUUUUUUUUUUUUUUUUCUCGGCGUGCACGAGAAGCGAUUUAUCAUUUGACGGCGCGCCGUUCGACGACAUUGAUACUGUACGUGUCCUAGUGUUGGUGUGUUACUGUGUUUUCGGAGGUGAGCACUUAAGGGGGUGGAGCAGCGUUUGCUGCCUGCUCACGCGGUGACUGGGUUUACGGAUCUAUUAUUUAAGAAUUAAGAUAUAGCCAUUUUCUAAGAGCUGUGUGUCAAUAAAUACCGUUUUAGCCUUUCACCACUUAGGAAAGAAAAAAAGAAAAACCUGCUUCUUUUCUCACCACUGUAAUAGAUGAGCGAUUGUGAACUGAAUGAACAUUUCAAAAAUGCAACACAUCCAUGCAACGGUUGUUAUUUUCUUAUUAUUCUUAUAUCGGCGAUGAGCGCCGAUGACCUCACGUGGAUCUCAAGCGUGGUCGCGUUUGCCAAGAGUCGUUGGAUGCGGUUGCCAUGGUUACUGAGCGCAGCUGACAGCAAAAACAAAAGAAAGAGGAGUGUUGUUGUUGUUGUUGUUGUUUUCUUCCUGAAAAUACUGGCCCUACGUGUUUGUUUUAAACUAUUUAACGGUUAACUUGUGGUAUCUACAUGUCAUUAACUGCAAUAACAUGAAAUGCUUUACUAAGAAAAGUAAAAAAAAGAAAGAAAGAAAGAAAAAAAGGACCAUCUCAGAAUGAGGGCUACAAGUGUGUGUGUGUGUGUGAGUGUGUGAUAGAGUUUUAAAAGAAUGAAUGUUAGCUACAGUGGGAAAUAGACGACAAGGCUGUAACAUGUAUGUGAAACAUGACAGCAGGAGUUGUUUCUCUACUCAAACGACAAACUUUCACUUUCUCCAGGAGGCUUCCAUUUCUACAGUGAAGCAACAAGUAGAGCCAGUUCAAAGUCCAACUCCUCUCAUAUUUCCUUUUGUGUCACUCGUACACUCCAGUUUUGCUUUGCUUCCCUUGUGUAUAUCUUAGGGAAACCAGAGUGGACCUUCGAUCGAAGCCAGAGGCACGACGAAGUGCGCUCGGAUCAGAUGUUACUGUGUUUCCUUUUCAUUUCAUUUUCAGUGUUACGAAUACUAGAAAACUUCCGCGCUCUGCCGUCUCCUGCCUCUUUCUCUCUCUCUCUCUCUGACUACAGCUCUUGCAGUGGGUUCACUUUUCAUCAAGAUCUCAUUGACAAACGAGGGCUAUAACUGUUUGUCUCCAACGCAUUUGUCUGUCUCUCUGCUUCCCUUUUCUGACAUCGUUACAUAUCUUUUACCUUGAUGUGAGAAAUUAUGUACAAUGUUUGGAUUAAUGAGAAGACGGCGCCUUUUACUUUUGUUGUUUUUGGAAAACAUUAAACUUGAAUUAUGAGAGAAA
Messenger RNA from Mugil cephalus (flathead mullet), 5362 nucleotides. RefSeq names its product SEC14-like protein 1. Lineage: Eukaryota; Metazoa; Chordata; Actinopteri; Mugiliformes; Mugilidae. Gene Ontology annotation, cellular component: cytosol; cytoplasm. Gene Ontology annotation, biological process: negative regulation of RIG-I signaling pathway. Gene Ontology annotation, molecular function: RIG-I binding. The transcript has 18 exons. The coding region runs from base 368 to 2614 and encodes 748 amino acids. The record is from RefSeq and is a predicted model, not a curated record.